Messenger RNA from Drosophila obscura, 1043 nucleotides. Its product is annotated as DNA polymerase alpha-associated DNA helicase A-like. The coding region runs from base 90 to 1043 and encodes 317 amino acids. Gene Ontology annotation, molecular function: helicase activity. Lineage: Eukaryota; Metazoa; Arthropoda; Insecta; Diptera; Drosophilidae. The record is from RefSeq and is a predicted model, not a curated record. The transcript is spliced from 3 exons.
AGGAGUGAGUUGGCGUCCCCUUGAACCCUCCCCCUCUAAUUUCGAAUUAUCUGUCGCCUUUAGUCUUCAGUAAGCCGCCAGUAAAGUAUAUGCUCUACACUCUAUCGAGCGGCGACAAGCUCAAGGAGACGUUUGCCAAUCUGCGGGAGCAAAGAACCAAAAAUGGCCAUGAGCUGAUUUUUGAAAUCCUUAAGGAUGGCAUUUCUCUGGAGACAUUUAAGGGGAUCAAACACUUGACCGCCCGCCCGGUGGGGGACAGCUUGAGGGUGGAUCUGAGCGCACUGCGAGCUGUCGAUCAGUUGUCACACUCGCCACUCUGUCGAAGAAUUAUCAAGCCCACCGAAAUGCUGAGGAAUGCCCGUAUACCCUACUAUGGGACACCGUUUGUUUUCAAGGGUUUCGCGAAGCUCAACCCGCACCAAGAGGUCAUCUGCACCAGCACGUAUCAACGUGUCAUAGACAACGUGCCAAGCAUUACGCUGAUUCAGGGUCCACCAGGCACCGGCAAAUCCUUGAUCAUUGCGAAUAUCAGCUUCCAGGCGGCCUUAAAAAUGGACCGCAAGAUCCUUAUCUGUGCCCACUCCAACACGGCCGUCGAUUCAAUUAUCGCCCGUCUUCAUCAAGUGCGAGAGAAUUGCUGUGAGACGGAUCGCUUUCAGAUGCUGCGCUAUGGGCUGUACGACAAGAUGAGUCCUCUGUCGCGGCGCUACUCGCUGGAGCAUAAUUACGAGCGCGCCAAGAACCAGAAACGAAAUCGCGUGAGUGACGACAAUAGAGUGAUUCUCAAACAGCGGCACAACGAAUUGGAAGCGGUGGUUAACGAAAUGAAGAAGGAAAAUCUCAAAGGCACCUGGCUGUUCGACAAUUACCAGGAGAAGGUGAAGCUGCUGCAGAUCUACGAGGAGCAGCUCAAUCCUCGAUUGACACAGCACGAGGAGUUCAAUAUUGCCUUGUACCGCCACGUAUCCACGUAUGGCAUCCAGCCAGAUGGUGCUCCUCCAAUUCGAUGUCCUUUUUACUUUGAGCCUGAGGACUAUGAGUGA